AUGGCAGUUCCUCGCAGUCCAGAGAUUCUUCCUGGUCGCCAACAACGAUUUGGAAGUGUCGCAUCGGGAGCGUCAUUUGAAUCGAACGAGACCACACGCCAUAGACGAUUGUCCAGAUCCAAUACAGUCAAAACUUAUCAUGAACCUACUCGACCUAACUGGCAACCUGGUGCUGAACCUGGAAUUGAUACUGAUGCCGAAAGAGUGAGUCCGCACCUGGAAGCUUUGCGUGCGCGAUGCGACAUCUUGGUCGCGGACUUUGGCGCAGAGCAGCUCGAAACAGUGCAAGUUGAGAACAAUUCUCUCGAAGAGAUUUUGACUGAGAAGAGACCGCCUCACUUGCCUUGCCGCUGGAUCUCGGUCAAUGGCUUAAGUUGGGAUGUCAUCAAAAUUCUUGGACAGCACUAUGGACUGCACAGACUGGCUAUCGAGGAUUUGAUUCACACACGCACUCGCACCAAGUGUGACUGGUACUCUGAUCAUGCGUUUGUGGUGUUGACACUGCAAAAGCUCGUUCGCAUACACUCGCAUUCUGACUCCGAGGACUGUGAUUGUUCUGACGAUGACAAGGCGAUUUCGUACGACGACAUUGACGGAUCAAAUGACCACUAUCCAGAACGUGAACGUGUGCCUUUCUGGAAGAAGCCUUUCAAGAGGUCGAAGAGGGCCCAGUCUUCACAUGACCUGCCUAAAUAUCGUGAUCCCGAAGGACUGGACAAGAUGGGAGAUAUGAUCCGAGCACACAGUUCAACAAGGGAUGGUGCACCACUACAGAACAUCAGAACGCUCCAUCGUUAUGAGAGUAUGCAGAAUCCUGAGCACACUCUGUUCAUGGAAAAGCACUCUGCCCUAUUCGAGGAGAAUCUCGUCGUCAGUGUAGAGCAGGUCGCGAUUUUCCUACUUUCUGACAAUACUGUCAUCUCAUUCUUCGAACAUUCUGGCGCCGAUAUCGAAGAGCCCAUCCUGGAACGAUUGAACAGUCCGGCAACAAUGUUGCGUCGUAGCGCAGAUGCAUCACUGGUAUUGCAGGCCGUCAUCGAUGCCAUUGUCGACUUGGCCAUUCCUGUCAAGGAAGCCUACAACAAAGCCAGAAAAGAUCUGCAAAUUGAUGUGCUGACCAACCCGUCAAUGAACACUUCCAAAGCCCUCCAUAUUUUCACUGAAGAGAUUGACAUGCUGCAAAACCUGUUCAAGCCCAUCAUCAAUCUUGUCAAUUCGCUUCGAGACCACAAAUCAACGGAGCCUUAUCCUCCGGAAGCAAUGUGGGAUCUAGAGUCGACGCCACGGAAAAAGAAGAACGAACACCGAAGACCACAACCCAAAAGGCUAUAUACUCAAUCGCCUACAAGUGUGGUUGUGAGUGCUUUGGCUCAUGUAUACUUGGGAGAUGUGCUGGAUCAUUGCAUUACCAUUAUUCAGUCGCUUGAACAGAUGGAUGCAUCGGCUAAUAACUUGUCAUCGCUUAUGUUCAACACUAUCGGUGCUCGCACAAACACAAACAUGUCCAUCAUCGCCCUCGUAACCGUCUUCUUCGCACCCCUGACCUUCCUCUGCGGUUAUUUCGGUAUGAACUUCCAACACUUUGAAGGCAUCAGACACUCGGACGCCUACUUCUGGUACAUUGCUGUACCAACGACCCUUGUCUUUAUGAUGUUGAUUGGAGGUGGUGUUGGGUACAGGACUGUCAAGACUUGGGCGGCGAGAUUCCAUCUUGCUAAGGCGAGGAGAGGUAGGAAACAGAGGCAGCAACAACUUAGAGCUCGACAGAGGCAAAAGGCUAUGAUGGUGUAA
Messenger RNA from Aureobasidium melanogenum CBS 110374, 1791 nucleotides. RefSeq lists its product as uncharacterized. The transcript is spliced from 2 exons. Gene Ontology annotation, biological process: transmembrane transport; metal ion transport. The coding region runs from base 1 to 1791 and encodes 596 amino acids. Gene Ontology annotation, cellular component: membrane. Gene Ontology annotation, molecular function: cobalt ion transmembrane transporter activity; cobalt ion binding; magnesium ion binding. Lineage: Eukaryota; Fungi; Ascomycota; Dothideomycetes; Dothideales; Saccotheciaceae. The record is from RefSeq and is a predicted model, not a curated record.